CAACAGGAUAAAGAAUGGCAAGGAUAUUUUCAUAAUUUGACCGAUUCAUUAACUUCAUUGCUGGUACUGUUGACAACUGCAAACAAUCCAGAUGUGAUGAUUCCUGCAUAUUCUAAGAAUCGAGCAUAUUGCAUCUUCUUUAUACUCUUCACUGUGAUAGGAAACUUAUUUCUGAUGAACUUGUUGACAGCAAUAAUAUACAAUCAGUUUCGGGGAUAUCUUUUGAAAUCGGUUCAGUCAUCGCUUUUCCGGAGACGCUUGGGAAUCCGGGCUGCCUUUGAAGUUCUUUGUUCUUUGACAGAGACUGCAAUCAAUAAAAAUACCUUGUGUGUCCAAUCUGAAGCUCUCCUUCAAGUCCUCCAGAAAGUAAAAAUGGAUUCCUAUUGCAAAGAAGCAAUCAUUAGGAAACUACAAUCUUGUCCCCCAGGAGGGCUGACAGCUACUCAGUUUCAGAUACUUUUUGAUGAACUUGACAAGCAUAAAGUUAAAGAGGUAUGAGACUAACUAUUGUUGAUGUGAUUUGUAUAAACCUGUGAGCUCUAAAUACUUGAAUCUGUCUAUAUAUGUAAUGAAAUUGAAAAACAAUUAUUGGCAAUAUCAAGAAACUGGACAGAUUUUUACAGUGGUACACCUGUCCUGUAGCUGGUAUGCUUUUAAGUAUGCUUAAAACAUGCUUAAGUAUGUUUUUAAGUAUGCCUUGAAGACUCACAUUUUUUAUUAGCUUUUCCUAGCUGCUGCUUUUACGUACUAUUUUUCUUUUCCUGUAGCACUGUUAUAAAACCACUUUCAAAUUCUGUACAAUGGAAAGUGAUAAGAAACAAGGACAUGUUUCAAAAGACAUUUCUGAAACUUUGUUUUCAGGAAGUGGUGAGGGCUGUAUAUGUGAAUGGCAAGGAUGGAUGGAUGAACAUAACAUCAGAACAGGAAAUGCAGGCCAAAAGUCACUCUUGGCUUCAAUAGUUUGUGGUACCAAAAGUAAGCUGGCUAUGAAUCAGAGAAAUAGACAUGAUUAAGACGAACGAAUGUUUCCCCUUUUGUAAAUUAAAUAUUAUGAUUGAGUAGUGACUUUUAGAAGCAUUCUAGAGGUUGGAAGUUAUGUAUCCUGUUAGUACAGUGUUUCUCUGCUUUCAAAUGAGACUAGUAAUGUUCUGCUGCCUAAAUUUAAGAUUAUUAUGAGGAAUGUAAUAUUUGCAGUAAUUUGUGUAAAAAUAUCUACAACAGUGGGAUACUGUCUACUAUGCCAGAGCCUACCUACGUACCAGGUAUACUCUAAAUCAGGGGUCUCCAACCUUGGCAACUUUAAGACUUGUGGACUUCAAC
Molecule: messenger RNA, 1320 nt
Organism: Notechis scutatus (mainland tiger snake)
Lineage: Eukaryota; Metazoa; Chordata; Lepidosauria; Squamata; Elapidae
Source: RefSeq, a predicted model, not a curated record